Molecule: messenger RNA, 1137 nt
Organism: Adineta ricciae
Lineage: Eukaryota; Metazoa; Rotifera; Eurotatoria; Adinetida; Adinetidae
Source: the annotation of a GenBank genome assembly
AUGGGGAAUGAACUAAGCACUCUUACAGAAGACGAAAAACGCAUUCUGCGUCAUCCACAAUCGGGUCAAGCAAGUGAAUUUUAUUGGGCUUGUCGAAAUGGCGAUGUACGACAUGUUCGUGAAUUGAUUGAAAGGAUUCCUUAUGAAGAUUUGAAUUGUCUGGAACCUAAUGGUAGUACAGCAUUACAUGCCGCUGCUCAUGGUGGACAUGUCGAAAUCGUUCGUAUUCUUUUGAAUGAACAAGGUUGUCGACGAGAUCGUCCAAAUUGUCACGGUCUCACUGCAUAUGAAGAAGCACAAACUGAAGAAAUCCGACAAUUAUUCCAUAGACCCAGUGGAACAAAUCGCUUUUGUGAUGACAAAGAACAAGAGUCAGUCGAUCUGUUUCAAGUCGCAAAGUCAGAGGAUCCUAUUCCAGAUGAAGAUUUUGACAAGGACGGUUAUUUAAAAGGACAUGGAACAUCGGAAGAUCUAAACAAAGUGCGAAAAGAUCAAGGUACUGGAAAAAUGCUCACACAGUCGACUGUUGGUCGCGUACUUCAUAUGAACACAGGACCUUUGUACGUAUAUAGAAAGUACCUUGAAAAACAACUACGCGAUCUUAUCCCUGCUGAUCAUGAAGAAAAGGCAAAGUCAGAAAUGUUAGUCCAGAGAGCAUUCGAAGAAGAAAAUCCCUUGUUUUUACUUCGAUUAUAUACUUUGGAAACGCCAUUCUAUCGUGGUCUGAAAAUGACCACAGAAAAUCUUCGUCCUUAUCAAUGGUCACUGAAGAAAAACGCAGCAAUCGAAACAAAAACGUUCUGUUCGACUUCAUUAGAGCGAAAAGUGGCACAAUCAUUUGCUGAAGCGUCAACAUCUGGUGAUGAUAAACGAAAAACUUUGAUGAUAUUUCAUUUUCCAAAACGAACUGAACAAGCGAUCAAUUUAGGGAAAAUAUCCGACAAGGAACCGUGUAUUUCCGAAUAUGAAGAUGAAGCAGAAGUUUUAGUUUUUCCCGAAACAUUAUUUUUCGUCAAACAAAUCGACAUGGAUUCAAGUUUUACACUUAUCUACUUGGAACAUCUCUUCGUUCGACCAAGUUCGUUUAUAAGUGGAGCGAAAGGAUUGUACGACAUUAUAAAAGAGAAAAGAAAAUAA